AUUACUGCAUGUCAUUUUAAAGCGCGCUAAAAUGGUGGAAACAACAUAUGCUCAGCACGACAUAUCAUCCUCCUGGAGUAAGAAGCUGAUUUAGGCUCUUUCAAAGCAGCGUUUAGGAUUCUUAUUGCCAGCAGUCAGUGAUGGAUCGAUACAAUGAUGUGAAGAUUCUUCUGAAAACCUGGGAGCAGUCAUUUGUUCAAGAACAUCAAAGAAAGCCCAACAAGGGUGAUAUUGACGGAGCUCCAGAAGAGGCCAAAAAGCUCUACAAAGAAUAUCGAACACUCAAGCAAGCAAAAGAAAACAGCAGCAAUGGGCAUACAGACCCAACACCAACUGCACAGACUCAGUCAUCUGAGAAGGAAUCCGAUUGCUGGGGCACUCACCUGAACCGUAAGAGCAUGCCGGUGGCUGCCCCCAAACUGACGCUGACGCCCAAGGACAGGGAGUCCCUCCAAGCCUCGGCCCAGUACUUUGGCAUGAAGCUCAAGUCAAACGUGGGAGCUCUAACAAAGGAGAGACCGGUUUCUCUGAAGAAGUCGUUCACGCCACGUCGAACACCUCUGAAGUCCUGGAAAGACGGCCAGAGCCCAAACCCUGCAGCUGGUGCUGCAGGCAGCGAUACACUGUUAUCCCCUCUGCUAAAGCCAGCCAACACACGUCCACACCUUCUGGCCUGUCCAGUGCAGACGGGGACAGAACACCCACAGCAGCCGCCGCAGGAGCCCUUUGAGCCAUUACCAGCCUUCACACCCUCCAAGCUGUGGUCUCCUGCAGCGGGGGCAUCCUCAUCAGACAGACAGGCAGGAAGCAGGGCCCAGCAGCUCAGACAGACCUUCACCAAGAGGCUGACCUCUGUAGACAGCAGCUGGCUCGAGAGAUGUCAGGUGUUUGACGAGGUGGGUAUCGUGGAGAAGCCCGUUGUGGGUAAUUUGUCUCUCGCCGUGGUGUCGGCGGUAGGUUCACCGCAGGCCAAAGGGGGAGGCGUUGGUGAGGGAGAGAACCCAGGACGUGCCGCCAGUUCCUUUGUCAUACCUUCCAGGCAGACCGAAGGGACAACUCUCCUGGGGGAGAGGACUUCCAAGAGUACCAUGCCACAGGAUCUGCCUUUUUCAGACGAGCAACAGCCCAAAAUUGGUUGUGGCGUAACGUCUGCAGCAGACCCAGCCAGUCUGCGGUCCACUGGACAACGCUCCUCAUUAGGGUCUGGCUCCGGAGAGGGAAAGGAUGGAGAAACCAGACCAGGUCUCAGAGGACAGGCCGAGGGCGGAACUUCAGAAGAGACAGCCGUCGGCGCCACCACCGCCAAGAAAUCUCGAGCAAGGGCCAGAAAAGGCCGGGUAGGAAGGGUUGAAGAGGAGGCGGAGGUGUCGACGCAGCCACCACAGCAGGCCGAGGGUGACGAGCUUGGGACGGAGAAGAAAGGUACGAAGAAAAAGGGCCAAAAGAGGCAAAGGGACCACGCCACAUAUGGAGAGAACCCUGAUGACACAGAGAAAGAGGGGGCGGUGAAAAAGAGGAGGAGAACCAAAAAGGUUACAGAGGCUACAGCUGAUGGCAGGAGUCCUAAAAAAGCCCCCAGAGCGAGGAAGAAGAAGGCUCAGACGGGUGAUGGAAAUGCUAGCGAGCAGGAGAAUGGUGACGUCACAGAGAAGGAAGCAGUGAAGCAGAAACCAAGGGUUCCACAGGAGAACCUCCUAGGAGAGGUGGAUGAGGAAGAUGUCAAAGCUGCCAGGAACAGAGGGAGCAACACAAUGAGACCUAAACCCACCAAGAACUCGGACUGUAACUUUGUAAAGAUCAACCUGAAAAAUAAGUCUCAUGUCAAAGGAUACGCAUGUAGGGGCUCUGGCCUACGGAAGCAGUUGACCAUGGAGAAGUUCCAGCUAAAGGGGGAGAGGUUUGGAGGACCAGACUCAAGGUUUAGAGGGGGAAGAGGCAGAGGAGGGUUUAGAGGCGGCUUCGGAGGGUUCAAUCGUCCAGGGGACACCUGCUUCAAGUGCGGAGGCACAGGACACUGGGCUAUGAACUGCAAGGGCAGAGUUGCAGCUCCAGUAGACAGUGCUGCUGCUGAUGAGGCAUCUGCGGUUGAGGAGCCCUUCGAACUGCCAACCUUGGAAGAAGUUGCCCGGGCAACGGGAACUCUGCGUUCCGAGCCUCGGGUGGCGCCCCCCAGUGUUAAAGAGGAGAAUGAGGGUCUGGGGGAGAAGCAGGAGGAUGGUGGUGAUGAGGUCUUGUUGAAUGUGAUCAGGCCAGAUUACGAGCGCAAGCUCCCUCCGUCCCCCAUGCAGCCCCUCUACCCCCUAGGGGAGGACGGCAAAGUACAAGCGGUGCCCUCUGAAGUUAAGGAAGCACUUAAAGACUUUGGGUACAAGUCUUUCAGACCAGGGCAGGAACAGGCCAUCAUGAGAAUUCUAUCAGGUCUGUCCACGCUAGUGGUGCUCUCUACGGGCAUGGGCAAGUCUCUGUGCUACCAGCUGCCUGCCUACCUCUAUGCCCAGAGAUCUAACAGUAUCACUCUGGUGGUGUCACCACUGGUGUCGCUUAUGGAUGAUCAGCUUUCUGGACUCCCAUCCAAGCUGAAAGCGGUUGCCAUUCACUCCAAUAUGUCUAAAAAACAGAGAGAGGUUGCCAUUGAGAAGGUUAAGGCAGGUGAGGUCCAUGUCCUGCUCCUGUCCCCUGAGGCGUUGGUAGGUGGAGGUCACUCUGGCUCUGGCUGUCUUCCCCCAGCUGACCAGCUCCCCCCGGUGGCCUUCGCCUGUAUCGACGAGGCCCACUGUGUCUCAGAGUGGUCACACAACUUUAGGCCCUGCUACCUGCGUCUCUGCAAGGUGUUGAGGGACCGUCUGGGCGUGCGAUGCCUGUUGGGUCUGACUGCCACCGCCACCCUGUCCACAGCCCUGGACAUCGCUCAAAACCUGGGCAUCGCUGACCAGGAUGGUGUUGCUGUCCGCUCAGCUGCCGUGCCUGACAACCUGCAGCUGUCUGUCUCCAUGGACCGAGACAAGGACCAGGCCCUGGUGUGUCUGCUGAAGGGGGAGCGGUUUGGGUCUCUGGAGUCCGUCAUCAUCUACUGCACCAGGAGAGAGGAGACGACCCGUAUAUCGGCCCUGCUCAGGACCUGCCUGCAGGGGGUGCUGUUGAAGGAGUCUAACCGUACAGCUAGUCAGGAGGCAGACGACAACCCUGUAGGGAAGAAGAAGAAAGCUUUGGCCAGGAAGAAGAUCCGUAAGCCUCUGAAGUGGAUGGCUGAGUCCUACCAUGCCGGCAUGUCGUCCUCUGAGCGCCGUCGCGUCCAGAACAACUUCAUGUGUGGCGAGCUGCGAGUGGUGGUCGCCACGGUAGCCUUCGGCAUGGGCCUGGACAAGUCGGACGUGCGCGGCAUCGUGCACUACAACAUGCCCAAGAGCUUUGAGAGCUACGUGCAGGAGAUCGGGAGGGCAGGGAGAGACGGGGUACCAGCCCACUGUCAUCUCUUCCUGGAUCCUGAGGGAGGGGACCUGCAUGAGUUGCGGAGGCACAUCUAUGCGGAUACAGUGGACCACUAUACUGUGAAGAAGAUAGUGCAGAAGGUGUUUCCUCCCUGCAAGUGCAGACAGAUCCACCAGAAACAGCAGGACUUAGCCAGGACUCAGGAGGAGGUUGACGACUCCGAGAUGAUGGAACUGAUGGACACCUGUGAUGAGAACCCAGUUGAAACACCGGAACACACAACGGAGACUGGUCAGAACACCCCUGUCCAGCAGUUGGAACAGGCCAAAGUUCCUACUGAGGAUGUAUCAACUUUUCAACCACUGGACAGGGAGCAGGAACACCCACCAGAGUCAAGUGUUCCAUUUCCCCAGAGAGGGGAGGGCGAAGAGGAGGAGCAGACCGGGGGAGGUGAGGAUUGGCCCACGACUAGGGUGUGUCACACCCAUGAGAGGGCCAUAUCUAUGCAGGACACUGUGGAAGGCCUGGACAUCACUGAGGAAGGUUUGGAGACUCUGCUGUGCUACCUGGAGCUGCACCCUCAACAGUGGGUAGAGCUGCUCCACCCCACCCUCUCCACCUGUAAGAUGGUCUGUUACAACGGCCCGCAUCAACUCCGCAAACUCACCAAAAUCUGCCCACCUGUUGCCGUAGUGUUAGCCCGGAAACGGCUGGCAGGGGAGCGAGUGGAGACCUGUGAUUCGGUGGACUUUGACGUGGUGGAGGUGGCAGACACUAUGGGCUGGCAGCUGGGUCUGGUGAAGAGAGGCCUCCGACAACUACAGUGGGCCACUAACAGAGGAGUCUUGGUGGAGUUCUCCAACCUGUCCUUCUACUUCCGUUCCUACGGUGACUUGACCCCAGAUGAGAUGGCGGUGUGUGAGUUCCUGCAUGGCAGGGUGGUGGCCCAGGAGAGGACCAAACUGUACCAGCUCAAAGCCUGCUUCAAGGCCUUCCGCAGCGUCGCAUACAAGAGCUGCAGUUUCUGCACGGACAAGCUGGACGAGAGCCGAAGCCUGAAGCUGAAAGGGCUUCUGGGGGAUUACUUUGACAAGAGGAGAGAACUGGACCUGAGCAGGAAGUUCCAGGAGGAGAAGGAUGAUGAGGAGGAGGUGUUGUUGAAAUGCAAGAUGAAGGACUUCGAGGGUCAGAUCAGAGCAGAUAUUCAGAGUUUCCUGGGCAACCGCAGUGAUGAGAAGUUCUCUGGCAGAGCCGUCGCUAGAAUAUUCUUUGGAAUUGGAAGUCCAUGUUACCCAGCUCAGACCUUCGGCAGGGACAAGAGAUACUGGAGAAAAUACAUCCAGUUUGAUUUUAAUGAAAUCAUGCGCAUUGCUAUUCAGGAGAUCAUUCGAUUCAAGUGAUGUAAUACCUACUCUAUCUAAAAAAGAAAAAGAAGUAAAUAAUGUAAAACAUUUAAAGAAAUCUUACCUCAGUUGCAUCCAUUAACACAUUCUUUUAUUAUUUAUAAAUGGCUGUUUUAUGGUUUCUCU
Messenger RNA from Salmo salar (Atlantic salmon), 4958 nucleotides. NCBI's taxonomy places the organism in Eukaryota, Metazoa, Chordata, Actinopteri, Salmoniformes, Salmonidae. The record is from RefSeq and is a predicted model, not a curated record.